Molecule: messenger RNA, 1117 nt
Organism: Porites lobata
Lineage: Eukaryota; Metazoa; Cnidaria; Anthozoa; Scleractinia; Poritidae
Source: the annotation of a GenBank genome assembly
AUGAAGUACCAAUUGGCAAACUACUCCUCCGGUAGUUUUACAUGGAGUAGUAAAUCGAUACAGCUGAAUUUCGUGGGAAUUUUGAAAAGAUGUGAAAAGAAAAACGGCGCAGCGGAGAGAUUCACAGCGGAACAAGUCGCUCCCAGCGAUUUUGAUGAAAACGAAUAUGAAACGCCCAGCGAUUUUGAUGAAAACGAUUAUGAAACGAAAGUGAAAGCAGCGAAGAAGAGUUUGUUGGAGACCUUCAAGGGUCUUCAAGAUGUGCUGAAUGUAGAUGGCCACACGUGGUACAGCUGUCGCUACCACUGCAAGCUUCAUGCCCUCUUCAUGAACCAUGUUGAGGUGAAAUCCGGACGUUUUCUACGGCUGAAGCCCUGGAAGGGUUUAAUUGCAGGUCUACUGCUGCAGGUGCAGAUAUGUACAGACCUCACACAAAUUGAAAAAUUAAUGACAAAAAUGAAUGAUGCCAAAAUUUAUCAGUUAUCGCAAGCAUAUAAUCAGCAUAGUUUAUGAAGGUUUUUGAAGGGAACAUCACCAGAUUUAUGACUAACUUUUUGGUCUCAAAGAAUCAUUCUUUUCAAGUUGUGUCCAUGGUUCAGUCUAUUUCUUUCCUCUCCUGGAAGGUGCAGAUGUUUCUGCAAUGAUUAAUUAAUUAAUUAAUUUUUGGCAUUUAAUACCCUCACCCCUUCCCCCAUUCCCCCUCCCCACCCCCUCAAAGGACCAAUGAAAUGUUAAAGGACCAAUGGAAUCUUAAGGGGUAAGUUAUGAAAAUGGAGGAUUUCUUUAGGGGCUUGAAGCAAAAAAAUGGACUUCUUUGGGGCUGAAGCUUUAAUUUCCAACAGGGAAAAAUCACCCUUUCACGAAAUUCUUCAGGGGUAAACCCAUAUUCUUUGGGAGUAGACCCAUAGUUUUAAUUCUUCAGAGAAUGCAAUUUUAUGGAAUUCUUCAAGGGUAACUAAUAAGAAAGGGAAGUCGUCAACUGAUGGGCUACGGAUAUUAAAUGCAGUAGCUCAAUGCUGCAUUGUUCCUUCAGGUUGCAGUGCAUAAAAAACGGAGGUACUGCCGAUGCUCAAACUGUGACCAUGUUCCAAAAAGGGCUAAAUUAGACAGAAGAUAG